AUGCCUCACUGGCUGUCUCUUGCUCUGCUGGCCGCAGCGGUGCCAUGCAGCUUGGCCUCUCCCAAAGGGGCCAGUAUCGAUGCACGCGAUUCCGACGAUGAACCGUUCUCUCCGCCAUACUAUCCAGCCCCGAAUGGUGGCUGGGUGUCCAAUUGGGCCGAGGCAUACCAGAAAGCGCACCGUAUCGUGAGCAACAUGACACUGGCCGAGAAGGUAAACAUUACCACCGGAACUGGAAUUUUCAUGGGCCCCUGCGCCGGCCAAACAGGUAGUGUCCCUCGAUUCGGCAUCCCGAACAUAUGCCUCCAUGAUUCUCCAUUGGGUGUGCGCAAUACAGACCACAACACCGCCUUCCCCCCGGGGAUUACGGUUGGUGCUACGUUUGACAAGAGGCUCAUGUACGAGCGCGGGGUUGGUCUUGGGGAAGAAGCACGCGGUAAAGGUGUCAAUGUGCUACUUGGCCCGUCUGUUGGCCCCGUGGGGCGGAAACCAAGGGGAGGCCGUAAUUGGGAGGGGUUUGGAUUCGAUCCGAGCUUGCAGGGUCUUGCCGCUGUACAGACGAUUAAGGGAAUGCAAAGUACGGGAGCCAUUGCCAGUCUCAAGCAUUUCGUAGGAAAUGAGCAGGAGAUGCACCGCAUGAGCAGCGUGGUCACACAGGGCUACUCGUCCAAUAUUGAUGACAGGACACUUCACGAAUUUUAUCUCUGGCCUUUUGCUGAAGGUGUACGUGCUGAAGUAGGAUCGGUGAUGAUUGCUUACAAUGACGUAAACAAAUCGGCCUGCAGUCAAAACAGCAAACUCAUUAAUGGAAUACUUAAGGAAGAACUCGGUUUCCAGGGAUUCGUCGUAACUGACUGGUUGGCGCACCUUGGUGGAGUCUCAUCUACAUUGGCUGGCCUGGAUAUGAGUAUGCCUGGAGAUGGAGCCAUUCCACUGUUUGGGGAUAGCUAUUGGGGCCCUGAGCUUUCCCGCUCUAUUCUCAAUGGAACUGUUCCGGUUGAACGAUUGAACGAUAUGGCUACUCGUAUCCUAGCAACGUGGUAUAAAAUGGGCCAGGAUCAGGACUACCCACUUCCCAACUUUUCCAGCAACACGGAGGAUGAGAAGGGCCCUCUCUACCCAGGUGCCCUCGUUUCUCCUGUCGGGGUCGUGAACCAAUACGUGAACGUCCAGGGAGAUCAUAAUAUCACUGCUCGAGCUGUCGCCAGGGACGCCAUCACACUCCUGAAGAACGAAGGAGAUUUGCUGCCAUUGAAGCGCAAUGACUCGUUGAAGGUCUUCGGUACUGAUGCCGGGCCAGACCAACAGGGCCUGAAUUCUUGCGCCGAUAAGGGAUGCAACAGGGGCGUUCUUACAAUGGGGUGGGGAAGUGGCACAUCAAAGCUUCCUUACCUCAUUCCGCCACAAGAAGCAAUUGCCAACAUUUCUGCCUCAGCUGAAUUCUAUAUCACGGAUAGUUUCCCUUCGUCUGUUGAAGCCCACGAUGACGAUAUUGCUGUCGUCUUCAUCAACUCCGACUCUGGUGAGAAUUUCAUCACGGUCGAAGGCAAUCCAGGAGACAGAACAUCCGCCGGCCUGCACGCCUGGCAUAACGGUGAUGAUCUUGUCAAGGCUGCUGCUGAGAAGUUCUCUCAGGUGGUCGUGGUUAUCCACACCGUCGGUCCCAUCAUUCUCGAAGAAUGGAUCGACCUAGACCCUGUCAAGGCCGUUCUCAUCGCUCAUCUUCCAGGUCAAGAAGCCGGUUACUCUCUGACAGAUGUCCUAUUCGGUGACUACAGCCCAAGUGGACAUCUUCCUUACACAAUACCCUACCAAGAGUCAAACUACCCAUCAAGCGUCGGCUUACUCCAACAGCCGUUCGGUCAAAUCCAAGACUACUACACUGAAGGGCUCUACAUCGACUACCGCCAUUUCCUCAAGGAGGAAAUCACCCCACGUUAUCCGUUCGGUCACGGAUUGUCCUAUACAACCUUUAACUUCUCGGAACCAACGUUAUCGACUGUUACCCCAUUAGAUAGUGCUUACCCCCCGCCUCGCCCAUCCAAGGGCCCAACACCGACAUAUCCCAAUACCAAGCCGGCCGCAUCCGAAGCCGCCUGGCCAGACCACUUCAAUCGGAUCUGGCGCUACCUCUACCCAUACCUCGACAACCCUGAAGGUGCCGCCGCCAACUCCUCAAAGACAUAUCCUUACCCGGACGGAUAUAGCACGGAUCCCAAGCCCCCCUCACGUGCUGGUGGCGCAGAGGGUGGUAAUCCCGCUCUUUGGGAUGUUGCAUUUUCUGUUCAGGUAACUGUCACGAAUACAGGCCAGCGGCCCGGCCGUGCAGUUGCUCAGUUGUAUGUUGAGCUACCCGACUCUUUGGGGCUCGAUACCCCGAGCAGGCAAUUGAGACAGUUUGAGAAGACGAAGGUCUUGAAGCCUGGUGAGAGCGAGACUGUUACCCUGGAUGUUACGCGGAAGGAUGUGAGUGUUUGGGAUGUUGUAGUGCAGGAUUGGAAGACGGCUAUUAAUGGGCAGGGUGUGAAGGUGUACGUUGGGGAGAGUGUGCUUGACCACCGGGUGAAGUGUGAGGUCAGUGGAAAGUGCUCUACACUAUAA
Molecule: messenger RNA, 2601 nt
Organism: Aspergillus puulaauensis
Lineage: Eukaryota; Fungi; Ascomycota; Eurotiomycetes; Eurotiales; Aspergillaceae
Product: beta-glucosidase
Exons: 3
Coding region: 1-2601 (866 amino acids)
Biological process (GO): glucan catabolic process
Molecular function (GO): beta-glucosidase activity
Source: RefSeq, a predicted model, not a curated record